Kwoniella botswanensis is the source of this 2133-nucleotide messenger RNA. RefSeq lists its product as uncharacterized. Bases 1 to 2133 code for a protein of 710 amino acids. The transcript is spliced from 3 exons. Gene Ontology annotation, cellular component: Golgi apparatus. Lineage: Eukaryota; Fungi; Basidiomycota; Tremellomycetes; Tremellales; Cryptococcaceae. Gene Ontology annotation, molecular function: hydrolase activity. The record is from RefSeq and is a predicted model, not a curated record. Gene Ontology annotation, biological process: protein N-linked glycosylation.
AUGGUCUCAACCACACGUAGAUCACCGGCAAACGAUAUCGAUAUAGACGACACUCUUUCGACUACCUCUACCGACUCGUCAAACUCAAUCAUCGCCACCCCUUCUUCAGAUUCUUUGUCUCAAUCUACUCUUCGUCAACGACAUCCACAUACACCCUCAUCAUUAGAUCAACCGUCAGAAAGCGAAUCAUCCAAAACGCCCGCAUCACCCAAGAUAUCGAAAGCGCCCAGGAUGUUCUCCUCGCGCAAAUAUACACCUCUCCCUACUUCUUCUUCCCAUGGUUCGACAGCUCAUAGGAAACGAGCAGGAGGGAGUAUGGCCUCUUGGAAGAGGUAUGCACUGAUCGGUACGGCCGUGUUGGUACUUCUCGCAUUGGGUUAUAGUCAAUUUGGAUCAAGGGAUAAAAGUAUAGUAUGGGAUGAUGAGAAUACCUACACACCUGCGCUUGACGAUGAUAUAGUCUCAGGAGAUGGUGUAGAUUACUCUUCACCACCUUUCCGUCCCCUCGAUUCGGAUAUUGCCAAACCUCAAUCUGAACAUCAAGAUAACGACGACGAUGAUGCUGAAGAACCCACUUUCCACGCUUUACCUAUCGGUCACACUAAACCACCUGCAUCAGAUGAUGAAUUGGAUGAAGAUGUCGCUGAAGCAAUUGAUAAACCUUCUUCAUCACCUCAUGAUCCUAACACGUCCGAGGCUCAGGGUGCUUCACACGCCUCGGAAGAUUUCACCGAGAUCACCGAUUCCGAUGCCGAUGACGAGUCGACUGGUUUCCCAGCAUCUUUCGAGGAUGAUCCAAAUCCAUCUGGUACUACCGCUUGUACCAAGCCUCAUUCAGAUGAAAAACCUUUGGUCCAAUACGCUCUAACUAUCGAUGCUGGUUCGACUGGAUCCAGAAUACACGUAUAUAAAUUCAACAACUGUGGACCCUCUCCUCAACUUGAAUAUGAAACUUUCAAAAUGCUUAAUCCUGGAUUAUCAGCCUAUGCUAGAGAUCCCACUGCUGCCGCUGCGUCCUUGGAUCCAUUAUUGGAAGAAGCUCAUCGAGUGGUCCCUAAGGAAUUAUGGAAAUGUUCUCCUGUAGAGGUAAAAGCUACGGCGGGUUUGAGAUUAUUAGGUACCCAGGAAUCUAAUGCGAUAUUGGACGAAGUUAGAAAUAGGUUGGAAACGAAUUUCGAAUUUGUGGUCAACGGUGAGAAAUCGGUUGAAAUCAUGGAUGGGAAAGAUGAAGGUGUCUACGCGUGGAUUACGGCCAAUUACCUACUUGGUAAAAUUGGUGAAGGCGUUAGUCCAGAUGAAGAUACUCUCGCAGUGAUGGACUUGGGAGGAGCUUCCACGCAAAUCGUAUUCGAACCGAAAUUCCCAGCAGAUACAAAUCAAGCUUUAGUAGAAGGUGAACAUAAAUACCAACUUACUUUUGGUGGAAAAGAUUUCACACUCUACCAACAUUCUUAUCUUGGUUAUGGACUCAUGCGAGCGAGGAGGUCGGUACAUAAUCUUGUCGCGUUCACUUGGUCUUUCGGACAGGGUCAAGUACAUUGGGAUGAACUUGAUGAAGGAACGCAGGUACCCAAUCCUUGUUUGUCAAAGGGGAUGAGCAGAAGAGUCGAAUUGGACCCUCCGGGAAGACAACCUGUUAAUGUUACUAUGCACGGUGCGAAUGGUGGAUUCGAGGCUUGUAAUAGGGUUGUAGAGUUGGUUAUGGCCAAAGACGCCAUCUGCGAAGUCAAACCAUGUUCAUUCAACGGUGUCUACCAACCCUCUUUACUCGAUACUUUCCCCCGAGGUCAACUCCUGGCCCUUUCGUACUUUACCGAUCGAAUCAAACCUUUACUGUCCAGCUCCUUAUUGACUAUAUCCGAUCUGACCACCUUGGCUAAAGACGUCUGUGCGGGUCCAGAGACAUGGAAAAGCCGAUUCAGCAACAACCCAACUGCCAUGGCAGAACUGGAAGAUCGACCUGAAUACUGCCUCGAUCUGACGUUUAUGAACGCCCUUCUUGGUUUAGGAUACGAGCUUUCGCCUGAAAGACAAUUGAUGGUAGAGAAGAAGUUGAAGGGAGUAGAGUUGGGUUGGGCAUUGGGUGCGGGGUUGGCAUUGGUCGAAAACGCAAAAUUGACCUGUACGGCUUAG